This is a messenger RNA of Clarias gariepinus (North African catfish), 3840 nucleotides long. It is a transcript of the gene itih6, whose product is annotated as inter-alpha-trypsin inhibitor heavy chain family member 6. The transcript has 17 exons. Bases 132 to 3602 code for a protein of 1156 amino acids. Gene Ontology annotation, biological process: hyaluronan metabolic process. Gene Ontology annotation, molecular function: serine-type endopeptidase inhibitor activity. The record is from RefSeq and is a predicted model, not a curated record. Lineage: Eukaryota; Metazoa; Chordata; Actinopteri; Siluriformes; Clariidae.
CUUGUGGAGGUACAGGGGAGGGAUUUACGCUCCGAAAAACAGAAAACGCACAGCUUCUUGUCCCACGAUGCCUCAUCUGGGGGUCGCAUAAAACUGACGAAGACUGAACUGAGACGGUAGAUUAAUUAAAGAUGAUUGUGAGCGUGCAGGAGAUUACGGUGAGGCUGCUCGUGCUUGUGGUGUGUGUUGGAGGAGCGGCGGAGUGCAGAGCGCAUCCAGAGGCACGAGGAGCCGCUUUCACAAGAUUCAAGCGUCAAAGCAAUGCAGCAAAACCUGCACUAAAGAUCACAGAUUACCACGUGCGAUGCACAGUCAUCUCCCGCUACGCUCUCACCACAGUAGAGAGUACAGUGUGGAACCAGCUCCAUUUUACCAAAGAGGCAGCGUUUGAGGUCGACUUGCCUCCAUCAGCCUUCAUCUCCAACUUUACCAUCACGUCUAACGGUAAAGUCCAUGUGGCCGAAGUGAAGGAGAGAGCUGCUGCCAGGAAGAUCUAUGAUGAUGCCAAGAAGCAGGGGAAAACAACAGGACUUGUUGCCACCAAGGAGCGGGAGAUUGAAAAGUUUCGGGUGGCUGUCAGUGUACCUCCUGGAAUAAAAAUGCACUUUUCCCUGAUGUACGAGGAGCUGUUGACACGACGGCUGGGGCGCUAUGAGUUGGCGUUGGGCCUCAGACCUGGCCAACCCGUGCAGAAUCUCUCUGUGGAUGUUAGUAUAGCGGAGAUUACUAAAAUCAGCUUCCUUAAAGUGUUACCUCUUAGGACCAGUCGUCUCUUCACCAGCACUGAUCAAGCAGAGGCUGAAGCACCCCCCUCCACUCACGUGCAUCAGAACUUACACUGUGCUCACAUUCAUUACAACCCCAGCCUGCAGCAGCAGAGGACCAUCUCCCCCAAAGGCAUCAAUGCUGACUUUGUCCUCCAGUAUGAUGUAGAGCAAAAAGAUCUCAUGGGAGACAUUCAGGUGCACAAUGGCUUCUUUGUUCACUACUUUUCUCCACGGGACCUGCCGGUAGUUUCUAAAGAUAUCAUCUUCGUCAUUGAUAUCAGUGGUUCCAUGAUCGGGACAAAGAUCAAACAGACUAAGGCAGCAAUAUCUGCAAUACUGGGUGACCUACGUGAGGGCGACUAUUUCAAUCUCAUUACAUUUUCUGAUAAAGUUCAGAUCUGGAAGGAAGGACGCACUGUGCUCGCCACGAAGCAGAACAUACGUGAUGGACGGGAAUUUGUCAAAAAGAUCGCUGCAGAUGGUUGGACAAACAUCAAUGCAGCUCUUCUCUCAGCAGCACAGCUGAUCAACUCCUCAUCUACUGAUAGCCAUUUGUCAUCACCACGACGAGUUCCCAUGAUCAUCUUUCUGACUGAUGGAGAGGCUACAAUUGGAGUGACUGCACAAGAAGCCAUUCUGCAUAAUGCCCAUAUUGCACUAGGUUCAGUCUCUCUGUUUGCCCUGGCAUUCGGAGACGACGCAGAUUUUCCUUUACUGAAACGGCUGGCUUUGGAGAACCGUGGGAUAGCACGGAUGGUAUAUGAGGAUGCUGAUGCUGCACUCCAAUUAAAGGGUUUCUAUGAUGAAGUAGCAAGUCCUCUACUGUCAGAUAUUCAGCUUUCCUACCUUGACAACCAAGCUUAUGAAGUCACAGGCGCCCUUUUCCCCAACUAUUUCCAAGGCUCUGAGCUGGUAGUCACCGGAAAGAUUAAAACGGACAUUCAGCAUCUGAAAGUUUCAUUGACAGCGAAUGGCUCAAAAGAGAAGGUGAAGGUAGAGAAUAAGUUUGUACUGCCCAAGCUUGAAGUAAAUGAGACUUUGGCAUCAUUGGGUUGUACCACGGAACUGCAUAGAAUCGGCAACUUUGUCCAUCGCCUUUGGGCCUAUUACACUAUCAAGGAACUUUUAAAGGCUAAACUUAACAGCUCAGAUCCACUCAUACAACGCUUGCUAGGAGAGAAAGCCACCAACCUUUCACUCAAAUAUAAUUUUGUCACUCCAGUUACCUCUUUGGUCGUGGUUAAACCAGAUAUUGAAGAGCCAAAUCCAACCACUGUUUCUACAACAACGACUACACCCAAGCCUGUCACUACCACUACACCAAUUGUGACAAUCACGCCUACACAAACGUCAAGUACCUCAAAAAUGACUUCUACCACCGAAGCCUUAAUAAAAAAGCUGAGCAAAUCUUUAAAACCCAGUAAAACGUCUAUCACCAAACCAUUUCGGCCAGAUCAGCCUCUUCCUAGACAUCCAGUAAAUACUCCUCCAGACCUAAAUGUGGCAGCCUCAUUGCCUAAGAGAACCACAACUUUACCACAAAAUGCAUCCAAGGCCACAUCUGCCCCUCUCCUUAGCAAAGCUCCCACUGUUCCCACCAGCACAACGAGAACUGAUGCUUCCACUUUCAUUCCACUCAGUUCAGUUUCAAUGCCGAGUGUGGCUGAACCCACAACACCACCCAGCUCAGGAAACCAUCAAGUCCUGCCUAUGGAGAAACCCACAUUCUUAUCAGAUACUGAAAAUUUUGCCUCACCUGAUGUUCCUGCAUUGCAGUCAGAUUUUCAGGACGUCCCAUCUCCAAAUGCCUCAUCCAAAGAUCCUGAUCAGGAAAUGAGCAUCUCCACUCUUCUGGCUGCCUCAUUUGCCCCUAUGCCAGGGAUGACAGAUGCACCGAGUCUGUGGGAAGCUACUGGUGUUUUAGAUGUUUCUACAGCCAUCCUGACAAAAGAUGCUGAUGAUAUCAAAGAGUAUGACGUCUCAUUUGAAUACGACGCUGACUACAUCGUCCAUUACGAUUCUUCUUCCCCAGAUGACACAGACAUCAUAAGUUCUGUGGGAAUUUUCUCCUCCUCGGUGGAUGGAGACCCCCAUUUUGUUGUUAUGCUCCCAAAGAUUCAUGAAAAUCUGUGUUUUACUGUCGAUGGUGAGGAAAACGAUGUGUUGCGUCUUCUGGAGGACCCAAUCAGAGGCAUUACAGUGAACGGCCAUUUAAUGUUGGCGCCUCCUAAGAUUGGGAUUGAGGACCGCACUCGCACCUUCUUCAACAGGAUAACCAUCAGAAUUUCAAAAAGUGAUAUCAGGAUCACCUUCACCAAAGACACAGUGGAAGUGAAGGGAGAAGGGCUUGAAACUCUGCUUACCAGUCAAAAGGGAUCUGUGACACUCCCAGGCUUGAAGAUUGUGCUUGAUGGACACCAGAGCUGUUGGAUUGAGCUUGGAAAAGGCAUUGUGUUUCUGGUCCUGAUCCAUCGAUAUAGUCACCCCACCUAUUUCCAGAUGGAGCAUCUAGGAUUCUAUAUAGCUGAUGGCCAGGGCUUGUCUUCAUUAACGCAGGGUCUACUCGGCCAGUUCCAGCACAGCACCAUAGAGGUGGUGAGGAUAUCAGAUCGACACGGUGCCGUGUUCCACCACGGUCAGAUCAGCAACAACAGCACACUGGCCUUGGGAUUACUCAAGAAAGGGGACGAACAAAUUCCAGUCAGCUUACAGGAUAAGACUUUGAAGGACACACUACAUAAGCGCCACUGGACCCAGUGCUGGGUCGUGCCCAAGGUGGAAGUGGAGCGGCUUCUGGAGCGGCCUUACCAAAGCUAUGUGGUGGAUGACCUUUAAAUGCUCUGUGGUUACAUUUUAAGCUACUGAUUUAAAGCAGGGUUAUACAAUAAUAAAGGACACUACCAGUGCAACAAUGCAGUUAACAUGAAGGUGUACAGUAUGGCAAGGUUUGAUGUGAAGCUACAGUUAUAGGUGAAAUUUACCAAAAAAUAAUUAUAUCAAAAUUACUAAUAAAUGUAUUUCUGGAAUUCAUAAAAAGGAUAUUGAUUAUGUUUUAAAACAAGAUUUUUUAAAU